Molecule: messenger RNA, 688 nt
Organism: Rubroshorea leprosula
Lineage: Eukaryota; Viridiplantae; Streptophyta; Magnoliopsida; Malvales; Dipterocarpaceae
Source: the annotation of a GenBank genome assembly
GUGCAGCCGAUUGCUUCCUCUCAAAUUUCCAGCUGUAAGAGCUGCUUCUCACCAGAAUUAUCACCGUUAAAGAUCGUUACUGCGAAUGUGCAUGCGACGGCGAAGAACAGGAACAAGCAUACCGCCGUUUUAUGGGUGAGAUCGAGCUUGGAAACCACGGGCGCGACGGUGGGCGAGGUUACCGAAGUUACCAAGGACACUUUUUGGCCUAUCGUCAACGCCGCCGGAGAUAAAACCGUCGUCCUGGAUAUGUACACCCAAUGGUGAGGUCCUUGCAAAUUGAUGGCCCCCAAGUUUCAAGAAUUAUCUGAGAAGUUCCUUGAUGUUGUCUUCCUAAAGCUUGAUUGCAAUCAAGAAAACAAGCCACUGGCAAAGGAACUUGGCAUUAAGGUGGUUCCUACUCUCAAGAUUCUAAAGGACAAGAAGAUUGUAAAAGAGAUCACCGGCGCUAAAUUUGAUGACUUGGUGCUUGCCAUUGAGACUGUCCAUUAAUUCAGCUAACUUCCCUACGUAAAAUGUUCCACAACACAAAGAAGAAUACCUGUUUUAUUGUACUUGUAUGUAUCCAUUGUGUAAUUAAUUUGUGCAGAAGUUAACGUUGGGAGGAGGAUGGGAACAGCAUCCUGCUUCUGGUAAGGCAGAAGUUUGGAAUUCUCUGUUUGUUGUCUAAUAAGAUGUAAAUGUCAAA